Messenger RNA from Sinocyclocheilus rhinocerous, 1993 nucleotides. It is a transcript of the gene afmid, whose product is annotated as arylformamidase. Lineage: Eukaryota; Metazoa; Chordata; Actinopteri; Cypriniformes; Cyprinidae. The record is from RefSeq and is a predicted model, not a curated record. Bases 209 to 1141 code for a protein of 310 amino acids. Gene Ontology annotation, molecular function: arylformamidase activity. The transcript is spliced from 11 exons.
CAGCACAACUCUGUUAUUAAAUUAAUCAAACAAACUGUUAACUAUAGUUAUGUCCAUAUCUAUGCGGUUAACAGAAUGACGCGUCGCGCAUCACGUGACUUCCGCAUUGCGUUUUAAAACUCUUAAUUAUUGACUGUGUGUCAACAACACUUGAGCUUCUCUCACUUGUGCUGUUUCAAAGGUCUCUAGUGCAGCAGAGAAUAUCAUCAUGAGCGACUGGAGGAAAAUGAACAAAGACGAGCUGGAGCAUCAGUUCUCUCCCAGCAGCUGGUCACACAGGAUGUCCGCCGAUGACGUGAUCAGAGCCCAUGUGGCCGCUCUCAAAGCAGGCACAGAGAAAGCUCGGUCCGUCACUCAGACUUUGCUGGACGUCCCGUACGGUGAUGGUGACGGAGAGAAGCUGGACGUUUAUGUUCCCAGCAGCUCUAGACCAGACGUGCCGCUGGUCAUUUACUUUCAUGGAGGAUACUGGCAGUUCCUCAGUAAGAACGAGUCUGGGUUUCUAGCCGUGCCAUUGGUCCAGAGGGGUGUGGUCGUGGUUGCCGUGGGUUACAGCGUCGCUCCUAAAGGGGAUAUGGAUCUGAUGGUGUCACAGGUGCGCAGGAGCGUGGUGUCUGUCGUCCAGCAGUAUUCACACAUCAGUGGUCUUUAUCUGUGCGGUCAUUCGGCAGGAGCUCAUCUGGCCGCUAUGGUUCUGUCCACCGACUGGACACAGUACGACAUAUCACCGCAAAUCAAAGGUGCGUUUCUCGUCAGCGGCAUUUAUGACCUGCAGCCCAUUCUGUCCACCUACGUGAACGAGCCGCUGAAGAUGACCGAGGAAGUGGCGAUUAGGAACAGCCCCAGUCACUUCCUGCCGCAGCUCAAGCGCUCGUCCACUUCCUGUGACAUCAUCGUCGCCGUCGCGCAGAACGACUCGCCCGAGUUUCGCAAGCAAUCGGAGGAAUAUUUCAAAGCUUUGGAAUCUGCCGGUCUUAGAGUCUCUUUUGAAGACGUUCCCAACACGGAUCACUUCAACAUUAUAGAGCAACUCGUCGAUGAAAAUUACCGUCUUACUAAGCUCCUACUAAAGAUGAUGGGGAAAGUUGACGAUCGUCAGAUUACCCAGAAUGCACUGCGCUGGAACAGACCUGUGAGUUGAGCUCAACGAGACCUCACUCUUUGUCCAAUCAGACACUAGUAUUACAUGUUUUACAUUAUUAUUAUUGAGACAGCAGCAGUGUAUGUCGGUACAUUCAAGUUUCUACUAGAAGAAAAUGACUGUAAACGUCUUUAAAUGGUUAUUUAAAUGAAAGUGGCACACAGAUGUGCCAUGAAUCAGUUGUUGAUCAUAUAAAAUCACAUUUAAAUAUAGCAAAUAUUUAACAUUUAAAUGAUUCGAUUUGAUUGAUGGCACUGGAAACAACUCUCGCUCUGCAUUGUUUAAGUUGCACAGAUGUAUUUGUUUUAGGUUUUAUUGAAUCGGCACAGAUUAAACAGGUUUAACCCGGUUUCUUGCCCUGGUCAGACAUGUUUGGUUUGUUGUUGUUAGCUAGUCAAACCGAAAGCCACUGGUUUACGCAUUUUUAGCAAGGAAACUGUAUGUGAAUAUGGUGUUUGUGUGUGUUUUGAAGCAUUUCCAGUUCAAUAAAAUGCUGAGGAAAAAAAAAAUGAACACAUUCGUUGUGAUUAAUGUUGCUUGUUCAUGUCACAGCAGGCCGGUCCAGCAGAUAAUGGAGAUAUUGUUUAUAAAAAACAACACAGUCUCUGUAUUGGAGGACUGGUAUUAUACAAAACAUUAACACAAGACAAACCCACUUUUGUACUCUAUGUACACUUAUAAUAUCCAUUUUAGGAUCAUAUUACGACAAACUGUAAAUACACUGCACCCAAAAUUACUUGACUAGCUCAUGAAUAUUAAUUAGGUUACGCCGCCGUUCCUGCUUGGCCAUCUUUCCAGUUGCGUAACCUAAUUAAUAUUUAAAAGCGAAGUCGCACUGUGAUUCUUUGAUUG